AUGAGCGAUAAUGGUCAGAAUGAGACGAAUAAAACAGGGUUACAUUAUAAUUCCGAAAAUGAACAAAAUGAAUAUAUAUCAAAUGGCUUAUUAAACAAUUUCAGUAAUUAUUUAAAGAGAGAAAAUGAACCUGAGUAUUCUGGUUUAUAUUUGAAAGAUACUAGGUAUCAAAAUAAUGGGAGCAAUCCAAAAAUACAAAAUAAAACAUUCAUUGAUUAUGGGUUACACACACAUAUAAUUGAAAACAUUGUUGGUAUAGAUGAUAAUAAUUUACCAUAUAUCAAUAAUGAAUAUAAAAGUUAUAUUAAUAGUAAAAACAUAAUUUUAAUAAUAGACAUAUAUGUAUAUAAUUUGUUUUUUCAUUUUAAAUAUAUUGGUAAAAAUAUAAAUAAUUAUUAUUUAUCCUUUAAUAAAAUUGCAUAUCCAUUUCAUUUCAAUUUUCAUAAUAAUAAUACAUGUGAAAAUUGUGCUUUAAAAGAGAAUAAUAAUAAUGAAUGUAAAAAAAAAAUACACAAAGAUAGUGAUACUAUAGGACAAACUCCAAAUUGUCACCCUCCAAAACAAUGUUAUCAUAAUAAAAAAGGCAAAAACAAAAAUGAAUUUUUACCUAAAAUUUUAUACAUGUGGUGUGAAAGACUAAAAUUGGCAAUAAGUAUUUAUAAUGAUAAUAAAAUAGAGUAUAUGAAAAAAAACCAUGAGCAUUUCGAAAAAAAUACUUUUAUCUACGAUCCGAAUAGUAGAUAUAGUGUAAAUGAGUGUAUAAAAAAAUUAGAAGAAAUAACUUUUUAUGACAAGAAUUAUGAUGGGUUUAAAAAUGUUUAUUUCGGGUCUCCUAUUUGUAAUAGCAUCUUAAUAAGUAAUACUGAGAAAAAUAUGAAAUUAAAAGAAAAGAAUAAGCCCAAUGUCAAUCAAGGAAUUUCCAACAAAGUAGAGACAAAAUGGGAAAGAAAAAAAAAAGACAAGAAAUCAGAUCCAAUAUCACAAGAAAAUAAUAUGUAUGAUUCAGAAUUGUUUAGCAAUAAUGUAACUGAUUUAUAUUUAAUUAAUUUAGUAAAAUGUAAAAUUGAAGAAUACUUUAAAAAUGUGCAAAUAAAAAAAUUUUGGAAUAUAAUAAAUGUAAGAAAUUUAAUUGAAUUUGAUUAUAAGCAAAUAAAUAAAAAAACAAAUAAUAAAAUAGAUAGUAAUAUAAAUAGUAGAAAAUAUAAUGAAUCUAUUUAUGAAUAUAUUCAAAUUAUAAAAAAAACAAAAUAUAAAAAAGAUAUAAAAACAAAUGAAAUGACAAAAAAUGGUUACAAGAUUAAAAGAAAUGUAUCACAUAAUAAUAUUACCACUAGUAAAAUUUCUGAAAAAAAAAAAUUGGAAAAAGAAUAUAUCAUUAAAGACAUGUUUAAUAAUACAAUGAAAGAUUAUAAUGUUAAUGAGAUUCAAAUAUAUUUAAGUAAUUAUGAUAAUAUAUUUUUCAAAACAAUUACAUCUUUUUAUCUUUUAUUAAAUUUUUCUGUUGAAAUUAUGUCUAUAUUAUAUGAAAACUUAGAUUUAUAUUCCUACCAUAUUUUUUAUUUAUAUGAGCAAGUUAAUAGAUAUUUGUAUAGUAAUAAUAUGGAAAAUAUCAUAUUUGAGAUUCAUCAAAAAAAGAAAGACGUAGAUUCAGAUCAAAAUUAUAGCAAAAAAUAUGGAGCCACUAAUAAUUGGCAAAAUGAUAAAACAUACAUAAAUUGUAACUCAUUCAAUGUCCAUAAGAAUAGUGAGAAGUAUAAUUUCUUAGUCAAGGUUAAUAACCAUUUUAAUAAGCUUUCAGAUAAAGAUAUAAAAUUUGAUUCAGCUGUUUUUUUUUUAUUAAAAUUGUUUAUAAAAAGUAAAUGUAAUGAAGAACAAAUUCGAUGUAGAUCCUCUGACAAUAAUACAAAUUACAAGUCUGUCUACAAACGUUUAAAAAUUGAAAAAUAUAAAGAAAUAUUAAAAGAAAUAAAAAUAUUAAUUAACUAUUUAAUAAAUAAAAACAUAUUAAAGGAAAAACAUAAUUUAAAUUAUAUAAUAUAUGUAUGUAAUAAAUAUGAUAAAAAAAUAAAAGAGUUAAAACAUACUAGCAAUGUUAAUAAUAAAUAUGUGGAUAUUUUAAAAAAAAACUUCCUUUUAUAUUCAUUAAAUUUUUAUGAAUUUGAAUUUUUUUCAAAUAAAAAUAUAGACAAUUAUUUAAAUACAUUAGAUCAAUCAAAAAGUAGUAGAAAAAUUAAAUUAAAAAUUCCAUCAAGAAUAUAUAUAACGAAGACACUAAAUGAGUAUGUUGCAUUCCGUAAAAAAACUUUGCAUAUAAAUAAAAAAUUAUAUGGAAAUUAUUUCUUUAAGCCUCAUCCUGUAGGCAGUAAUAAUAUAACACAAUCAAGCAGUAAAUACAAAGAUAGUAAUAAACCAAAUCAGGUAUUUACAAAAAUCACCAUAAGUAAGAUAAAAAGAAAACAGAGAAAUGCCUAUUUACGAAAGUUGGCUAGCAAAGUAUAUGCCAACUUUAAAGCAGCACAUAGCAUGUACACCAGUUUUAAAGAAAGUAGAAAUAAAAAAUUUGAAAACAUAUUUGACAAAAAAAAGUGUAGCUACUAUCAUGAUGGAAAUAAUAAUGGUUGUGUAAAUGGGAAAGAGAUAAACAUAUUUACUAGAUAUCAUAAAAAUGGAAUAAUAAAAAAACUAAAUUUGAUAAAACUUAAAAACAAAAUUUGUAAUAUUAUAAGACGAAAAAAUGUAGUUUAUAAAAAAGUUAUUAAAAAAAUUAAAGAACGAGAAAAAAUAAAUAAAAAAAGUAAAUUAAGAAAUUAUGAAAUAUAUUAUAAUAAAUUUAUAGACAUAUUUAAAAAUUUAAAAAAACAAGAUAUAAUAAUUAGAAAUAAUUUAUAUAAUAUGAUAUAUAAUAUAAAUGAAAGUUUAAAUAUAUAUUAUACAAAUAUAUGUCAUUCUAUUCAAUCUGAUAUUUUUAAAAAUCAAGACGUUGAACAUUUUAUGAAAGAAAAGAUUGAAAUAUUAAAGGAUGGUAUAAAUUUAUAUUCUACAAAUGAUAAUCUUUUUUCAUUUUAUAAAAACAAUUUUAAUUAUCAACAUCAAGCCGGUUUAGAUAAUGAAGAAAAUGCAAAUUUGAUGAAUAGUAAUGAUAUAUUCAUAGAUAUGCAUGAAAAUACUGUGGCAAAUAAUCCGGAAGUUAAACUAAUCAAUACUAAUAGUUAUUCUUCUUUACAAUUUUUGAGUACUAGUAAAAAUGUAAAAAAAAACGGUUUUAGAGAAUCAGAAGAAAUUGAACUCCCCUUUUCAAACACAUUCAAUGAUACAAAGUUACAAGGAUGUAUAAAAUGCCAUUCUAAAUUAGACACAAAUUUGUUAAGGAAAAAAAAAAAAGUACUUUACAAUCUGUUUAAUUUAGAAAGCUAUUAUAAAGAGAAAAAUAAAAAAAUAAAUUAUUUAGCAUAUGAUAUAAAUAUUUUAAAGGAAUAUUUAUAUAUAUAUUUAAAAAAAUAUUUUGAUGAUAUUAUUAUUUUAUUUGAAUAUUUUUAUUUUUUCUUUUCAAACAAUACUGUUAAUCCUGAACAUGGUGAUAUAAAAGGAAAUAAUGUUAAUAGUUGUAAUUCUACCAAAAUAAAUAAUGAAAAUAAAAAUUUGAAACAUAAAGACAAUUUUGAUAAUACAAAAUAUGAUGGUAGAAACACACAAGAUAUUGGAAUUUAUAGUGAAGAACAUAUAAAUAGUAAAAGGUCAAUUGCAAAAGAAAUAAAUAAUCAAGAUAAUGAAAAAAAUGAAGAUUUAAUUUAUGAAUAUUUUUUUUUAUGUAGUUAUGACAAUUUUAAUAAUACUACCGAUUUAGAUAAUGUAAAUAUAAAAGAUCGAAGUAAACAUUCAAAACAUUAUAUGAAUUAUAUUCUUACAAAAAAAUUAAGAUUAUUUAUAAAAAAUGAUUUAAUACAAUUUAUUAAUAAAAAUAUAAACUUAAUAAAUAAUAAUGUAAAUUUUAAAAUUAUAAGUAUCAAACGGUUAUAUAACAAAGUCUUAAAUAGUAUAAAGUUGUCUAGUUCGACUAACAAUUUAUUUAUAUAUCAAAUAUUAUAUAGUAUGAUAAUUAAAUAUGCAAAAUAUAAUCAAAAUAAAUUAAUAAAAAAAAAUAUAAUGAAUAAAUUAUCUACAUGGGAAUGGAAUCGAGAUGAUAAUGGGGAUGUAGAAAAAAAAAUAUCUUUUUUAAAAAAAAAAAAAAAAUAUUUACAAAAGUUUGGGUUAGAUUUAGCUAGCUUAUCAGAUGAUGUCAUUAUUUUUUUAAAAUAUAUCACAAUGUUUGAUUCAACAAAAUUAGAUUAUUCAAAUAUGGACAACAUUGAUAAAAGUGUGUAUUUACAAAAAGAAAUACCAACAGAAUUUAUAUCAAACAAAAAUAAUGUAAAAAAAAAAAGAUAUAGUAGUUGUCAAAGGGAAAAUAUAAACAACCCUUUUUAUAUAGACAAUAAUGAACAAGUUAAAGAAAAUAAUAUUAACGACUUUUCAUUAAAGUCCUUUUUUUUUAGUAUAACUAACUGUAGAGAUGUGUCAUAUUUAAAAAAUGUUCUCCAUAAAAUUAUUAAAAAAAAAAAAAAAUAUAUAAUAACAACAUCAGAUAUAACAGAACCUAUAGCAUGUAACAAAAACAAAUGCAAACAUAUUAAUAAGACAAAACAUGAAGAAGAGUAUUUUGAACAGCUAUCCUAUAUCUAUGAAAUAGUUAAACGAAAGUCUUUAAAAAAAUAUGAUAACUUAAAAUUAUUUAUAACAAUAGAUAAGAAGAAAAAAACUAAGAAAAGGAAAUUAGAUUAUGAUGAAAAUUUAAUACCACCAAAUUUUUAUACUGAUAAUACAAGUAUAAUGAUUAAAAAAAUUCAAAAAAAUAUUAUAAAAUUUAUAGAUGAUAAUAAAUAUGUUUUUCCUUACAUAUUUAAUACAUUUGAUAGUAGUACAAAUUAUGGAUUAAAUAAUUAUGAUAUUAUUAAUUUAAAUAAUAAUUUUAUUUUUUUCCAUUAUAUUAAUAAUAAAUCUGAAUAUUCAUAUAAAAAUUCAAUUUUAAAUUAUAUUUAUGGGUACCCUAUUUUAACUGUCCAUACAAAAAAUGAGGAUCCCCAAAGUGGCUAUAUUAGCAGCGAUGCAAAUAGCCAUAUCAUUGACAAAAAAGAAAAGGAACCUAGCCAAUCGGAAGUAUAUCAAGAAUGUUGUAGCAAAUAUGAAAUUCGAAAUUGUAAUGAUAAUGUAGAACCUAAUAUAUACGACGAAAUUGUGUACACAUUUGACAAAAAAAAUAUUAACAUAAGUGAAGAAGCCCCUUCCCAUUUUCAAACUAACGAGUGUAAGAUGAAAAAUUUUAGAACAUCUUCAUGUCCAAAUAGAGAUUAUGAAUAUUAUAAUAGACAACAUGGAGAACGAUUGGAAAAAGCCAGAAGAAAAAAUCAGAGAGCAAACCUUAUAAACAUAUUUAAUAAUGUGAAAGCAUUUAAUAGUAUUCCUCUAAAAUAUAUUCAUUUAUGUGUUAUUUACGAUAUAUUUAAAUUUUUAAAUUUACAUCAUAUUAUUCAAGAUAUUAUUAAAAAUUUGUAUAUUGAAAAGUUAAAGGAAAUUCAAGAGAGUUAUAUAUUUUCACAAAAUAAUAAUACCAACUUAUCAAAUAUUUUGAUUUGUUUCCUUUUUUAUUUUUAUUCCUAUUUAGAUAUUUUACUUGGAAUUAGAGAUGGGAAUUUUAUCAAUUUAACAAAGUUUGAAAAUUUCAAUAUUUUCAACAAUUUUAAUGAAAUAGUAUUAAAAAGACGUAAAAAGAAAAAAGAAGGGAAUAGUGCUCCUAUGAAAGAAACUCAUAAUAAAAAAAAAAACAAACAAAAUGUUAAUGAAGAUUUUGAAAAUAUAAAGCAAAACUAUAUAUAUUUAGACAAUGAUUUAACUAACCGAAGUACCUAUUUAUGGAUAUUAAAAAGGAAAGAAAAAAAUGUUUUAUCUUUUCCAUAUGUUGAUGAAAUAUAUUUAAAACUUCGAAAUGGUCCAAAGCUUAAAAAUAGCUAUAAAAACUUUUCUACAAAUUUUCAAAAUUUUUUAAAUUUAUAUUUAGAUUAUAAUUAUUCUUUUUUAAAUAGUGCAAAAUAUAGUGAUGAAAAUAAGUCGCAAUUUUAUUUGAUUGUCCAAGAUGAAGAUAACAAAAAUUUGGAAAAAAUUGAUACUACUAAUUCGGUUUCAAAUUGUAACAGUUUUUGGGACUAUCAAAAUAAAGCAAACACACUUCUUAGAAUCCAUGAUGAAGAAAAUGAAAAUUAUAAAACAACCAUUUCAAUGAGUAACAUCUUUAAAAAUAGAAAAGAUACAAAUAUCUUGUAUGAUUAUUCUAAUAUUUGUAUUAGUACUGUAGAAAGUAAUUAUGAAAAUUAUAACAGUUGUUUAUUCUUAUCAAAAAUAAAUUUAUUUAAUUCUAUGAAAUAUUACGAAACCGGUGUUUGUUGUUUACAAAAUUAUGAACUCAUUAAAAAGGAUGUAGAAAAAAAUGAAGGUCUUACUUAUUUUGAAACUGACACAUCAAAUAGUAGAGAUAAUAUAUGUAGUAAUAAUUUAAUGGAUAGAAUUAAAUUUAUGCUUGAUAUAUUGCGAAUACAAUUAAAUUACAUAUUAGACAAAAGAAAAGAAUGUAUUGUUAAUUCAUUAACAGGUUAUAAAAUUAAUAAAAAUGGAUUAGAAGAUAUAAAGUUUGCAUAUUAUUUAGUUUAUUUAUUAGAUUUUGAAAAGAAACAAAAAAAUAUAUCCGAUAUAUAUAUAUAUAAAAAUAUAUAUUACUCAUUAAUAGAAAGCUUAUUUACUAAAAAUAAUAAUAAUGUCAAUGGUAUAGAUUGUGAUAAAAUUAUUUAUAUAAUAUUUAACUUGAUAAAAAUUACAAGAAUAAUAAAAAUAAAAAAUAAACAAAUUCGAAAAUUGUUUAAGUUACUUCAAAAAUAUUUACAAAAUUUUCCAGAUUUUUUUUUUCAAAUUUUUAAUAAAAUAUUCCUUUUUAUAUAUAAAGACACCAAAUUUGAAAAUAAAUUAUUUUUAAAAAAAUAUCUAGAUGUAUAUUUUAACGAUAAAAGAAUUAUACUUCAUAUAUUAAAUCAUAUUAUGACAUCUGCAAGGAGUAAAAGAGCUAAAUCAAUAGAUGGAAAUAAAAACAGGACAUGUAACAAGGCCCUUACUUAUGAACCUCUUGGUGGUAGUUCCUCAUUUUAUGAAAAAAAAAAUGAAAACACACAUAAUGGGAUAAGAAAAGAAGAAAUAAUAAACCUAAAUAAUAGUACAGUUGAAAAUAAACAUGAUAAGUAUGCCUAUAACAUUUUUGAUCAGAAUAAUAAGCAGGGUUCCAAAAUGAAUAAUAAAAAUAAUAUGGUGAGUAAAUGUACAAAUGAUUUUCCAUUAACAGAUAUACAAGACAAUAAUAAUCGAAAAAAUGAUCGAAAAAAUGAUGGAAAAAAUGAAGAAAAAAAUGAAGAAAAAAAUGAGGAAAAAAAUGAGGAAAAAAAUAGGAAAAAAAAAAGAAAUAGAAAAAAAAAAAACUUUUCACAUUUUAAUCAUGAAAUAAUUAAAAAAGUAUUUUUAAAGUGUAAAAAUAUUUAUUCUAGUGAUACUAAUAAUUCAAGUAAUGGAAAUAUAUUUAAAAUAAAAAAUAUAAAAAAUCAAAAUUAUAAGCAAUAUGAAGAAGAGAAAAAAAUAUAUAUAUUUGAAAAAACUAAGAAAAAACAAGUACCAUUAAGUAUGUCAAAAGAAAGAUGGGAAGGGCAUAGUACUAAUCUUGUUCCUUCAAAUGAUGUACAUAUAAAACGAGGGGAAAAUAAAGAUAACUAUAUUCAUGACAAACAAAAUAAAACCAUAUUAAAGAAUAAACCAUUUGAGGAAUACAGUUCUGAUGAUUUUCUUGAUUUUGUAAAUAAUAUAUAUAUCAGACACAAUAAAAAUGAAAAAAUGGACAAACAAAUAAACAUGCUAAAUCAUAAUAAGUACUACAAUUAUGGGCUUCUAUAUUAUAACAAGCGACGUAAUAAAUAUGAAAGUAGUGAUACAUCAUCAAAUAAGUAUACAUCGGAUAGUUCUUCUGAUUAUUCUUCAAACAGCUCUAACAAUAAAGAUAAGUUAGUUUUUGACAUGGAUGAUAUAAAUAUUGAAAAUUCUGGUAAACUGCUAUCCCGAUUAAGUACUGUAGAUAUAAAAGGAAUAAAACAAAAUGAAGAAAUAAAAUAUUAUGAAACAAAUGAAUAUCCUUUAUAUGAUAAUAUAAAUAAAGAUAAAAAUAACGAGCCUAUAGAUGGUCAUAACAAUUAUGAUAGUCAUAGUAGUAGUGAUGAGACAAUUUGUAAUAAUAAUAAAAAAAAUAAUUAUUUUUAUAAUUUUUUAAACUCAAAUAAUAAUGAUGAUAGUUCUUUUUGUUUUAUAAAAUAUAAAUCAUAUCAUGAGUUUAAUAAUAAGAAAAGAAAAAAAAUUAAAAAAUAUAAAAUAAAAGAAAAAAAAGAAAAAAGACAUCAAACUGCAGUAAUGUAUAUGCCAUUAUAUAUUAGUAUAGUUGGUGGGUUAGAUUUUUUUUUAUAUAAAUAUUAUAACUAUAUUUGUGAAACAUAUAUUAAUCCCUAUUUUUAUAUUAAUACAUAUUAUUUUGAAAAAUAUAUUAAAAAAAGGUAUAAAAAUAUAAGAAAGGAAGACAAUUAUUUAGUGUACGAUUUUUAUUAUUACAAUUACAUUUUUUUAAAUAAGUUUAGCACAUUUGAUAGUUUUAAUUCUAUAAAGGGAAAAAAAAUGGAAAUAAAUAAGUACAUCAAGUUUUUUAAUUUCAAACCGAAGGUCAACCAAAACAAAAGUCUCAUAUGUAUGAGAAAUGAAGGGUGUAACAAUUCUAUCCCUACAUGGGACAAUGUGAAGAAUGAAAAAAUGAAUAACUCCUAUUAUGGUGAGGGAAACGAAUUAGAUAUCUUGGCUAUUUCAGAAAAAAAAAAAAAUCCGAGUACUAAUAAGAUCGUAAAUAUAUAUGAAUCUGAAGAAGAAAGAAAUGCGCAGAUUCAAAAUGUUUCGAUAAAUGUUAGUACAGAAAAUAGACAAGAAAAGAUUAAUAAAUAUGUAAACCCAUAUAAUAUAAAUAAAAAUGAUAAUAUAAAAUUUUAUCCUAAUUUAAAUCAAAUAAAUAAUAAUCUCGAAUUUGAUGAUGAUAAUUUUUUUUAUACAGAAAAUAGUUUAAGUAGUGAUGAUGAAGAAUAUAGAGGUCGACGAAUAGACAUUAAUGACAUUCAUAUUUUUAAAAGAAAUUUAUUUAUUAUAGAAUAUUUUGAAAAUUAUUUUAAUUUUUCUUUACUUAUACGUAUGAAAAAUAUAUUAUUAGACAUGUUUGAAAAUUAUAAUUUAAAUUUACCAUAUAUAAAUAAAUACAUUUUAAUAAAGGAGAAAAAUAAUAUAACUAAAGAUCCAUAUUUAGAUAUUAAUAAUGUGUUAUCAAACUUUUCAAACAAUAAAUCUAAAUAUUAUAAAGAUGUAUGUCCCGAAUGGAGUUUUGUAAAAUUAAACAGGUUGAAAUUGGACAAAAUUAAAGAAAUAAAUUAUAAUAAUAAUAGUAGUCGUCUAAAUAUUAUUGAAAAUCAAAGUGACUCAAAUUAUAACAAUGCACUACAAGAAUUUUUUUAUGGUACUCCCAUACAAAUUUCGAUGACCAUACUAAAUCCUGAGUAUUGGAAAUUUGAGGCUUUAAAAGAGGAUCAAGCAUUAAAGCAUAUAAUGCCAGAAUGUGUACAAAGAUAUUUAAAUAUAAUUAAUAAUAUAUAUCAAAAAUAUAAUGUAGAUAAAUAUUUAAUUUUUUUAUAUGAUUUAUGUUAUAUAGAUUUAAAUAUUAAUGAUUAUAUGUACACAUUUAAAUUACCCGAGGGUUUAUUUUUUUUAUUUUUAUCAAAUACAGAAAAUCAUGCCAUAGAUAGGUAUAAAGAUUCCUUAUUUUUUAGCAACACAAAAAAAGACAAUGUAAAUAUAAAAUAUAAUUACGACUACAUAUUCAUAUCCUCAAAUUAUAAACAUAAAGAAAAUAAGACGCUUCAUAUAAUUAUAAAUGACAACAUAAUUUUGUACGAUUUUCAUAUUAUUCAAAAUCACCAAAGUUUUAGUGCACCCACAAAAAAGAAGCGAGAUAAGUUGCAAACGGGGCAAGAAUGGGAAACGACCGAAGGAGCUGAAACGAUAGAAACAAAUUUCAUACCAAGCCAAACAAAAGCAAUUACAAAAUAUUGUCAAUUAAUAAAAUUAGAAGGUGGCAAAGAUACAGAAAAAAACGAGCAUAUACUCUUAAACAUGUCAGGAAAUAAUAUUUUAAAAGAAACUAAAAUAAUUGAAAUAAAAAAUGUAGAGAAAGAUAGACCAGAUGAAUAUUCUAUAACAGGUGAAGAACAAAAUAAAAAUGAUACAUUUGUCAACGAAAUAAAAAUUGAAAAAAUAAAUAAAUGUUUUAACUCAAAAGAUGAGGAUAUAAAAUGUGAUAAUAUUAAUAAUAGUGUAAGAAAUAAAAUGCUAUUUUUCAAAAAUAAAAAUACAAUAAAUAAGCAAAUAUCAAGAGAAAAUAUAUAUUACAAUUUAAACUUUUUAAAAGAGUUUCAAGAAAAAGAAAUUGAAAAAAUUAAAAAUAUACAAAAUAUUAAUGAUAUAUAUAUAAAGAUGUUUUUUACUGAAGAAUAUUUAGUUCAAAAUACUCAGUUUUCAGAAAAAUAUAUCAAAGAAAUGUUAAAAAAAUUAAUUCAGGAUAAAUUUUUACAAAAAAAUACAUUUAAAGUUAUGAAUAAACAAAAUAAUAAAACUACACAAUUUACUGUUUAUUGUAUACUUGAUUUUGAUACAAAUGUAGAUGAAAAUAAAAUCAAAAAUAAAUCAGAACAAAAUGAAAAAUGUCUAGAAAUGGAAUCACAAUCACAAUCGCAAAUAUGGGACCCCAGCACAUUUAAUGAUCAAGUUCAAACAAAAGACAACAACAAUACUUAUCCUCAUUAUAUUGGAGAAGGUGAUGAUAAUGGUAAUUCAAUAAUAAUAGAAACAAAAAAAACAAACGAUAAUACAUUACCUAGUUUUAGUAGUAACACUUUUAAUAUGAGAGAUAAUUGUAUAAUUGAAAAAAGUAAUCUCGUAUCUUUAUUUGAUAAUGAUGGAUAUCUUAAUAAUUUUAUGCCAUCACAAAGUCGUAAAAAUAUAUAUACUGAAAAGUUCAGUAAAAAUAAAAUCGAUAUUCAUAAUAUAAAUAAAAGUUUUUGUGGUGAUAAUGAAAAAAUAAAUGAGGAAAUAGAUUUAAUAAAUACUUAUAACAAACAAAUGAUUGAAAAUUGUAAUAGCAUUUUCAACAUGUAUAGUAACAGAAGUGAGAGUAGUGAUUAUUUUAUAAAUAGAAAAAUAAAAGAAAGUAAAGAAAAAGAACAAAUAAAUAGCUUAAAUAUAAAAAUAGGCAAAAUUACUAAAAAUAAUGAAAAAAUAAAAAAAAAUAAAAAAAAUAAAAAAAAUAUUAACAAAUUAAACAAUCUUUCUAAUGAUCAAAAUAUACUAGUUAAUAGUUUAGUUCCGUAUAUUAGUAGAAGUAGUACCGAUAAAGAUAAAAUAGGCAUAGACAAUGAUCUAAUACUAGGCAACACCAACGGAAUUAACGAGCCCGUGGAUUACUUCUUAGACGAUGUUGCUACCGAUGAUGAGGAUGAAAAGGAAAUAAAAAGGAGGAAGACAUUUGAUAAGUUGAAUUUGGAAGGAUCGUAUGAAUUUUAUGAAAAUGAAAUAUUAAGAAUAACAAAAGAUAGAAUGAAUAAAAUGAUGUCUGAACCAGGAAAGAAUAUAUCAACCCCACUCUUUUUGAUUGUAAAUAAUUUAAAUAAAACUUUACAAGAAAUGAAAUUAAAAAGUACAUCUCAACCUGAGGUUUUAGCAAUUUUAAAUAUUAUGCUCAAAAAAAAUAAAAUAGCAAGAGUAGGAGGAAAUUGGCAACCCGUAUAG
Messenger RNA from Plasmodium vinckei vinckei, 11982 nucleotides. Its product is annotated as conserved Plasmodium protein, unknown function. The record is from RefSeq and is a predicted model, not a curated record. NCBI's taxonomy places the organism in Eukaryota, Apicomplexa, Aconoidasida, Haemosporida, Plasmodiidae. The transcript is spliced from 3 exons. The coding region runs from base 1 to 11982 and encodes 3993 amino acids.